AUGUGGUGGGCUCGCACGACCACUCUGCUGGUCUCAGCAUGUCUGCUCUCCGCACUCUCCGCUCACGCCAUCUGGCCCCAACCCGCGCUCUACGGCGCAAACAAGACUCAAUCCUUUGCUCGCGUCUCGAGCGACCUGCGGUUCAACCUCGUGGACGGCACGGACAAGACGCGCGUCCCCUCGGACCUCACCGAUGCCAUCGUCGCAGCUACUAAGCUAGCCAACUCGAUCGAUCUUUGGCCCCUGACUCCCGGUCGUGGCGAGGAGGACCGGGCCGCUGUCAACGCCGCACCGCUCAUCAGCGGGGUGCAGAUCAAGGUGCUCGAACUGAUGCCUGAGACGACGCCCAAUCCUUGCGCCAAGAAGCAGAUUGCUGAAGCUCCCCUCGAGGCUCGAUCGCUGCAAGCGCCUUUCCAGGGCAGACUCAAGGCGAUUCACGAUGUUCAGCUCGAUGACACCACACAGAACCAAGCGACCGCCAACACCGAGACGGCCGAGGUGUGGAGCAACGCAUGCAGCAUAGCCAAUCGCGCCAUCAAGGAGGUCGACUACAAGGUCUCGUCGAAGCCACUCGACUUGCGAACGGACAAGAGCGCGCCUGCCGACCUCGGAUUUCUGGAUGCCGAAAUGUACCGCAUCGACGUUCCGCAGGAUGGCUCUUCGAUCCGACUCACUUCGUACACGGCUCUAGGUGCUUUGAGGGGCUUGCAGACGCUGCUGCAGCUCAUCUACAGCCUGCCUCCCCAAGGUGGAAAGAGUCAGCGGUUCAUUCGCAAUGUGCCCAACGUCAUUACGGAUCGACCGGCUUAUCCGUACCGCGGUCUGCUGUUGGACACCUCGCGCAACUGGUUUGAUCUGCCAACAAUUCGCAAGUUGAUCGAUACCAUGCAGUUUGUCAAGCUCAACCAGCUGCAUUGGCAUGCGACGGACACGCACUCUUGGCCUCUUGCGUUUGAGGGGGAGCUCAGCGUUCUUGCGGACAAGGGGUCAUAUGGCUGGACCUAUGUUGAUGGUCAGCUGGUGAGGAUGGUGUAUACCGAAGCCGACAUCAAAGAUAUCAUCGACUACGCUGCGGCGAGGGGGAUCAAUGUCAUUAUCGAGACGGAUAUGCCUGCGCACAUGCUGGAGGGUGUGCAGGCGGUGGGUGGGGGCGAGUUGAUGGCAUGCCCGAAUCGACCGGAUUGGCAGAGUGUUGCAGCCGAACCGCCGUCUGGCCAGCUAAGGCUGGUUUCCAACGGUACCACCCUCAACACCACCGAUGUCGGCACGUUUACGGUCCCUGGUCCGAUCAAGACUUUUGUCAGCACUCUGCUGCGCAAGACGGCCUCGCUGUCCAAGUCGGUCUAUGUCUCGUCCGGAGGGGAUGAGCCCAACUUCCACUGCUGGAACCUGUCUAGUGAGGCAGCGAUGGAGCCGUACCUCGCAAAGUUUAUGGCGGUGGUGACCAAUGUCACGACGGCAGCUGGGAAGAAGGGCGUGGUGUGGGAGGAGAUGGCGGUCAAAUUCCCUACUGUCGCGAAGACGCUGGGCAAGGGCUCGCUGGUUGGCAUUUGGAAUGAUCCCAACAACGCUGGGAUUGCGAUCGAGAACAAUCCGGAUGUCAAGGUCGUCCUCGCCCCCUACACCUUCUUUUAUCUGGAUUGCGGCGGGCCCGUGUUUUUGGGCAACACGACCAACAACAACUGGUGCCCCUAUGUUUCGUGGCAGAAGACGUACUCUUUCGAUCCCUCGGUGGUUAUUGCUAAUGCCACAGCGGUCAAUCCUGGCCUCAAAGGGGUGAGGGAGAGGUUUGUUGGAGGCGAGAGCGCUGUUUGGAGCGAGCAGAUUGAUGCGCAGAAUCUGGAUGUCAAGGUUUGGCCCAGGGCUGCGGCGGGUGCUGAGGUGUGGUGGAGCGGCGAGGUGGCCAAUGGCAAGAAGAGGGAGCCUAUUGAGGCGCUGGAGAGGUUGUUGGAGUUGAGGUGGAGGCUGGUCGCGAGGGGGGUCAGGGCUGAGCCGUUGCAGCCGCUGUGGUGCGCCUUGCGGGUGGGCGAGUGCAAUCUCUACUAG
Kalmanozyma brasiliensis GHG001 is the source of this 2046-nucleotide messenger RNA. Its product is annotated as Glycoside hydrolase family 20, catalytic core. Gene Ontology annotation, cellular component: membrane. NCBI's taxonomy places the organism in Eukaryota, Fungi, Basidiomycota, Ustilaginomycetes, Ustilaginales. Gene Ontology annotation, biological process: glycosaminoglycan metabolic process; carbohydrate metabolic process. The record is from RefSeq and is a predicted model, not a curated record. The transcript has a single exon. The coding region runs from base 1 to 2046 and encodes 681 amino acids. Gene Ontology annotation, molecular function: beta-N-acetylhexosaminidase activity.